CCAGCUGGCGGGGCGCUGCUUGCGGCGCGGCGCCCCCAGGGCGGUGGCGCCCUGCGCCAGGAAGACCUCGGGCGUGGGCUUCGAGGCCUGGGCCGCUGGAGGGCAGGGGGCGGGCGCCGCGGGCGGCGCCAGGUCGCACGGGGCCCGGACGGCGGCGAAGGCCACGCCCCAGCCCGGGGUUCCGCGGGCCAUCCAGGAGCUCGCCCUGCACACGGCGGGGCCGAUCGAGCAGGCCAAGUGCCUCCACCCGGCGUUCUACACCGACGAGUCCUACGCCCACGCGGAGCGCGAGCGGAUCUUCGGCACGCAGUGGUUCGCUGCGGCCCACGUCGCGGAGCUGGCGAGUCCGGGCGACGUGAAGCUCGUGGAGUUCGGCGACACCUCCAUCAUUCUCACAUGCGACAAGCAGCGCAAGAUCCACGCAUUCUACAACACGUGUCGGCACCGAGGCGCCCGCGUCUGCAGCUCGAGCCAGAAGAAUUGCAAGCAGCUCGUGUGCCCCUACCACUGGUGGGCGUAUCGCCUGGACGGCUCCCUCAAGGCCACGCCGCCCGCGCACACCCCGAAGGAGCGCAAGGAGAACCUGGGGCUCCUGCCCCUGCCUGGCGUCGAGGUAUUCGCUGGCAUGGUCUUCCUGAACCAGUCACCGAGCCCGCCGUCGCUCUUGGACACGCUCGGCGACCUCCCAGGCAAGCUGAGUCGCUACGACCUCGACGACACGGAGCUCUACAAAGCCAUCGACUACGGAAUCGGCGGAAACUGGAAGCUGAUCGCCGAGAACUUCGUGGACUUCUACCACAUCGACGCCGUGCACCCCGCGCUGUCGAAGUUCUCCAGGGUGGAGGACCACAUCAGCUACCAGGGGAGGGGCCAGUACGUGGGCUUCUGCACGACGCCCCUCACGGACUCCGAAGACUGCGGCGGCCCCGGCGACUCGCACAUGUUCAACAUGUUCCCCCGCCUGGCGAAGAUGGAGACGUCCGCGGCCCUGUUCUUCCAGAUCUUCCCGAACGUCAGCGUGACGAUCUACCCGCACUCCGUGUACACCCUGAUGUGCUUCCCCGGCGCGAAGGUGGGGGAGACCAAGGAGCGGCUGACCCUCCUCAUGGCCCCGGGCGCCAGGAGAAGCAGGACGACGCCCCGGACCAGUACGCGCAGAAGUGCGAGGACCUCUUCAACUUCGUCGCCCGCAUCAACGAGGAGGACAUCGACGCCAUCCAGAACCUGCAGCGGGGCCUCAGCAACGCGCGCGGCGCGGGCGUGCCAGGCGAGUUCCUCCCGAAGUACGACUGGCCGGUCCACCGCUUCCAGAACAUGGUGCUUCGCGGGCUGGAGGGGAGCCCGCUGGACGAGAGCUACAUGCCGCGGUACGACACCUCGUUCGAGAGCAGGCCGCGGAAUUUGCACGCGCAGGGCCCUUUCCACGAGCAGGGGCGACGCCUCUGUCCAGGCCGCCCGCUCCCGGCAGCCCUUCGACCGCUCUGCGCGAUGCGCCUGCACGAGGAGCCCCUGCGCGCCGCGCGCCGCCCAGCCUGCUGCCCGGAGCUGGCCGCGGCCGUCGAGGCGAGCGACUCGGAGGAGUCCACGGCGUGCGGCAGCAGCCGCGCCGGCACUCCCCCAGAGGUUCGUUUCUGUGACGCCGCGCUGGCCGAGGUCGUGGAGGUGGAGUCCUGGAAGGAGCACAACCGCUUCACCGCGGAGAACAGGGCCCGCGCGGACAGCGCCUGGCGGUCCGAGCUCCUCGAGCGGCUGCAGGGCGCGCGGGGCGAGGCAGAGCGGCGGGGCGCGGUGGGGCAGCUGGAAGGCGUGGUCCUGGAGCUCGCCUCCGCGGGCGAGGAGACGGGCAGCCUCGCGGUGCAGAGGGCGCUGGAGCUGGCGCCGCCGCUGCAGCGGGUCAGGUUGGUGGGCGAGCUGCACGGCUGGGUGCCGGCGCUCUUCCGCUCGGCGCACGGCGGUGCCGUGCUGCGUGCCUGCCUGCGGCUGCUGCCCAGGGCCUGCGGCUUCCUCGCGCGCGAGGUCACCGGCCACACCGUCGAGUGCCUGCGGCUGCAGGGCGGCGCGGAGGUGGUCGGCGAGCUGCUGCGCCAGCUGCCCACGGCACGGACGGCUCGCAUCCAAAGCGAGCUGCUCGUGUUGCUGCCGUGGCUCUGCUACCAGCCGCAGGGGGGGCACGUCAUCGGCAGCCUGCUCCAGUGCGGGACGCGGGAGCAUCAGCAGCAGACCGCCGAGGCCAUGUCGAGUCAGAUGCAGCUCAUGGACGAGUUUCAGAGGGGAGUUGUUGCUGAUCAUAUCCGUGCGGCCCAUGCUUCGCGGGACGUCUGA
Molecule: messenger RNA, 2322 nt
Organism: Prorocentrum cordatum
Lineage: Eukaryota; Dinophyceae; Prorocentrales; Prorocentraceae
Source: the annotation of a GenBank genome assembly